CUGAAACACUGCCAAUUUAUUUAAGUAUUUUUUACAAAAUAAUGAUAUAAAAAUUACUUUAUAAGUAUUUUAUUUAGUGUUGUACAGUUUAUUAUUUAAUUAAAUCAAAAUGAAUUGUGAAUUAGGAAGACAAUUUGUCAUUGCAGCAUGUGUAUACUUAGGGCAGAUAAUAGUUGGUAUAUCCCUGGGCUGGACAGCACCAAUUAUAUCCAAACUCCAGAAUAUUGAAGAGACGCCACUGGAUCGUGUCAUCUCAGAUGCAGAAGCCUCAUGGGUCGUAUCUAUCACAUUCGUUGGGACCCUUACAGGUCCGUACAUCUCAGGAUAUCUGGGUAACGUGAUAGGCAGAAAGCCUUGCCUAUUCCUCGGAGGAACGAUGUUUUUGGUGUGCUUCGUAAUAUUUGGAUUCACAGUUCACAUAUCAAUGAUUUAUAUAGGCAGAAUAGUUUCUGGAAUCGGCUGCGGAAUCUUAUUUGUAACCAAUCUAGUCUACCUUGGAGAGUUGGCGUCAACAAAAAUCCGAGGUACCUUGCUGACUCUAACAGGGUUUUCCAGUACAUUUGGUAUACUGAUUGUAUAUUCAAUAGCUCCAUUUCUCUCAUAUGCUUGGACCAGUUGGAUCACCGCAAUGCUAUGCGUCUGUUAUCUGGCUGGGAUAUUUUUUGUCGUGCCUGAAACUGCGACAUAUCAGGUUAUGGCUGGAAAUAAAGAAGAAGCGAUGGCAAUCCUAACAUCACUUGGCAGAAAAGGAGACAUAGAUGACGUAGUUGCAGCAGCCAAUGAAAAACCAAUGUCCAACUUCGAACAACUCACAGAAAUGUUCACACUCAAAACUAACAGAAAAGCCCUAUUCAUCAUCAUAGUUUUGAACAUUUGUCAACAAGCAAGUGGUUUUACGGCUAUCAUUUCAUUUGUGACAGUCAUAUUUGAAUUAACUGGAUCGAACAUUCCAGCUCAUAUUUCUACAAUUAUUAUUGGAGUGGCUCAAGUAUUUGCAGCAAGUAUUGCUCCAGUUCUUGUAGAUAGAAGUGGAAGAAGAAUUUUGUUGUUAGUAUCUACGGCUGCUUGUUCAAUAAGUUUGGUUGCUCUAGGAACGUACUUCUACAUGUACAACACAGAUCAUCCAGCUGUGGACAGCAUACAGUGGCUGUCUCUAGUGUCGUUGAUGCUUUACUUCAUUGCCUACUUCAGCGGUUUCGGCAUCAUCCCCAACACGUUUAUCGGGGAGAUGUUCACGGACAACUGCAGAAGUUUCGCUUCCACAUUCACCGUCACCGUUGGCUGGCUGUUCGGCUUCGCAGUCUCCUCAACCUUCGGGUACAAACUAGCAGCCUGGGGCCCGGCAGUUGUUUUCUGGAUAUAUGCAGUCGCAUGCGCUUUUACGUUCUUCUUUAGUGUCGUGUUUGUACCCGAAACUAAAGGAAAGAGCUUCUUAGAAAUACAGAAGAUGUUAGGUGGUAGUUGAAUACUGAAUUGCUGUGAUAUUAAAUAUAUUUUUUGUACAUA
Helicoverpa zea (corn earworm) is the source of this 1506-nucleotide messenger RNA. RefSeq names its product facilitated trehalose transporter Tret1-like. The transcript has 7 exons. Gene Ontology annotation, cellular component: membrane. The record is from RefSeq and is a predicted model, not a curated record. Gene Ontology annotation, biological process: transmembrane transport. Lineage: Eukaryota; Metazoa; Arthropoda; Insecta; Lepidoptera; Noctuidae. Gene Ontology annotation, molecular function: transmembrane transporter activity. The coding region runs from base 110 to 1465 and encodes 451 amino acids.